This is a messenger RNA of Sphaerodactylus townsendi, 2076 nucleotides long. It is a transcript of the gene EEF1AKMT3, whose product is annotated as EEF1A lysine methyltransferase 3. Gene Ontology annotation, cellular component: cytosol; cytoplasm. The coding region runs from base 1 to 687 and encodes 228 amino acids. The transcript is spliced from 3 exons. Lineage: Eukaryota; Metazoa; Chordata; Lepidosauria; Squamata; Sphaerodactylidae. The record is from RefSeq and is a predicted model, not a curated record. Gene Ontology annotation, biological process: peptidyl-lysine methylation. Gene Ontology annotation, molecular function: protein-lysine N-methyltransferase activity.
AUGGCGGCCUCCAGAGUGGCCAGCGAGGCGGAAGCGGGGCUGGAGUCGGUCUGCCCGCAGGAUCUGGGGUUAUUCGCGGAUACUUUUCCGGCGGAGAGCCGUUACCGGUUUUGUGGGCACGAGCUGAAUAUUGCUCAGCACCACGGGAGCCGGCUGGGAGUGGCUGCCCCGGUCUGGGAGGCGGCUCUGGCCCUCUGUGAUUAUUUUGAAGAGCACAAACUGAACUUCUGGGGCAAGAAGGUUCUAGAACUGGGCGCUGGGACUGGCAUUGUGGGCAUCCUUGUAUCCCUCCUUGGAGGAGACGUGACAAUCACAGAUCUUCCCAUAGCCUUGAAGCAGAUAGAGGAGAAUGUCCACCGAAAUUUGCCCAUGGAGCGUCUGGCUCGAACAAAAGUGUGUGCACUCUCAUGGGGUCUGGACCACAUGGAAUUUCCCAGUAAUUUUGACUUCAUCUUGGGUGCAGAUAUUAUCUAUCUCAAGGACACCUACCCUUUGCUGAUCAGGACUCUGCAGCACCUGUGUGGUCCUCAAUCUACUAUCUACCUGUCUUCCAAAAUGCGCCAGGGACAUAGUACCGUGUUGUUCUUUGAAACACUGCUGCCCGUGCACUUCACCUCAAAGCUUGUCUUUAGGGAUGAGAGUGAGAAUAUUAACAUUUACAAAGUGACCCAGAAGAGUAACAUCUGACAAUAAAUAUGUCACUUGGUGAACAAUAACAACCCUUUUAUUUAGGGCCAUUAAUCCACAAAGCUGUAGGUGGUUGAACUCUUCAAUCAUGUCCUUUCUCUUCCAUUUGGUGAACAUGUCCGUUCGCUUCAUUAGAGUAUUUCAGUACUACAAAUCUCUGGAUUCCUUAAGAGAUUUCAGAUCCCAGCAAGGCUUGCAAAUCUGCAUUUUCACUGUGGUUCACCAGACGCAAUAGGUUAUUUCCAUUCCAACCAUCUUGGUUCUCCAGUCCUCCAAUAGGCUCCCUAUCUUGGCUUUCGAUUUCCUGGUCAAGAAAUUCUGCAGCUGUACAGUUCUGCCUCCUAGGGAAUAAUUUUGCAGUGUGGAUCUGACUGGCAAGAAUUGCUCACCUUUCUUCUUCUGUGGAAGUGACUGUGAGAGUGAGGCAGAAAACUCCAGGGCUGCUACUCCACAGAAAUGAUUCUCCAUGUUGACACUAUUACAGAUACAGAGGCAUUUGCGGUGGCAGCAGAGCAUCCACACAGUGAUCCAUUGCAGCAAUAUACCUGUUUCCAGCUUAUAUCGUUUUUAAAAGUCUGUAGCCCUUAUUGUGAUGGAGUUAUAAGAUGAAAUUAACAGCCUCCACCUUUCUGAUUUGUGUGUGGGGGGGGGGGGAUUGUGGCUGUAGUGGAAAAAUCCUGAUUUGGGUUGCAACAACCCCCCCCCCCCCCACCCCAGUUCACACUUUGGAAUCCAAAUGAUGUCUAAAGGUGCUUUGACUAUGAUUUCUUCCAAAAAAGAUCGUACCAAAUUAAGGCUCAUUCCGCACAGGCAGAGUAAUGCACUUUCAAACUGCUUUCAGUGCUCUUUGAAGCUGUGUGGAAUAGCAAAAUCCACUUGCAAACAGUUGUGAAAGUGGUUUGAAAACGCAUUAUUUUGCAUGUUCGGAAGGAGCCCAGAUUUGGAAAGAUUUAAAGGGUGGGGGUGGGGGGUGAGAUGGCAUUGUGCAGACGCUUCCUGAAACCAUGGUGCUGUGAGAAAGCCACGGUGAAACAAAAACUUGCAUGUGGAAACCAUCCAGGCAGGUGGAGCGGAAAAUAACAGAUCCUUAAAAUCCUUGUAAGGGAAGAGGAUGGCUUCUAUUCGUCUUCCAGUGUCUGGAAGUGUGCAUCAUGCUUACCCAGAAGAAUGGACUUUUUAGCACUUGUUCCUAGUUCUAUAUUGUAUAUAGAUGAAAAACCAAAGUUAUACAUAAUGUCCUUUGUGAAUAAAAACGUGAGAUUGGAGCAACUGAACUGGAACAAUGCCUGAGUGCAUUAAGAUACCAAUGAUGCCUUAGUUGCCAUUUGAGAUAUACUUUUUUUAAACAAGGGUUCUGUAUUUUCAUUAAAAAGUGUCUGCAUUUGUAAA